GAAAGAGAGAGAGAGAAGGAUCCGGCCGAGGAAUCCUCCUCCUCUUUUACCUUAAAAUCCCUCUACUCCAUCAAUUUCUUGUUCCUUUCCUUUUUACGUAUUCAAUUCCUCUUUGCCCUUCUCCCCCAUUUUCCAUUACACACCAAUUCCGGGGGCAACUGGGCAUUGAGGAAUUGAAUUCACGACAUAGAUUCAUCAGAUUGGUGUUUCAGUUCGAGGGUUUCAAGUUUAGUUUCAUUUAAAAUCAUAUAGCUUUUGUUGGUUGAGUCAAGGUUGUCUGAUUGUUGUGAUCGAAUUGUUGGAGGGAGGCUUUGCUGAUUAAUUGAUUUGAGUUUGGUGGGGUUGGUUUGGUUGGCUGUAUAUGUUUGGAUGUAUCUAGUUAUCACCGAAGAGGAAGAUCGGCACUCGUUUCUGGGUGUUCUCAAGCCAUUUGACCUGAAACUUAACCUCAAUCCUUUUCUUUUUUCUUCUUCUUGGAGAGUUAGAUGGGAUAAGGAGUUCAAAUUUCAGGGAGGAUAAUACGUAGAACCAAUCUGUCGAAUUUUCAAGGGCAUUUGGGCUGUUUGUUUGUUGUGGCAAAGUUCGAGUCUUUUUGAGAUGGGAUCAUCUGCGCAAAGAUCAUCAACCUUGACCACGAAUAUGGCGGAUUUGGUUGAUGCUUCAGCGAAUCGGCCUCAAGUCUCCUUGAUUGAUAGCAUGCCUGUCUAUGCUAGGGAGCUCAUUGCGGGUGGGGCAGCUGGUGGAUUUGCCAAGACUGCUAUUGCCCCACUUGAAAGGACCAAGAUACUCUUGCAGACAAGAGCAGAGUUUCGUUCUCUAAGUGUAGGUCAAUCUUUGAACAAGGUACUAAAGAAUGAAGGUUUUCUAGGAUUCUACAAAGGAAAUGGAGCUAGCGUAGUUCGAAUUGUUCCAUAUGCAGCCUUACAUUACAUGGCAUAUGAGCGGUAUAGGUGUUGGAUUUUGAAUAAUUAUUCUGCUUUAGGAUCAGGACCUCUUAUUGAUCUUUUAGCUGGUUCAGCAGCUGGUGGAACGGCAGUUUUAUGCACUUACCCUUUGGACCUGGCUCGCACGAAACUUGCUUAUCAGGUUAAUACCAGAGGAAAAAUUAAUUGUGGUAUGAAAGGUGUUCAAACUCAAAUCUCUUAUAAGGGCAUAGGAGAUGUGCUGUCUACUGUCUACAAGGAGGGAGGUCUGCGUGGACUCUAUCGUGGUGUAGGCCCCACGCUCACCGGAAUCCUCCCUUACGCUGGUUUAAAGUUCUACAUAUAUGAGAAACUUAAAAGCCAUGUUCCUGAGGAGUAUGAAAAGUCUAUUGGGAUGCGUCUUUCCUGCGGAGCUUUGGCUGGCUUGGUCGGGCAAACCUUCACAUACCCAUUGGAUGUUGUUAGAAGGCAAAUGCAGGUUGAGAAUCUGCAGCCUUCAGGUGGUGUAAGGUACAAAAACACAAUGCAUGGGCUUAAAUAUAUUAUCCGCAAUCAAGGAUGGCAAAAGUUGUUUGCAGGCCUGAGCAUUAACUAUAUUAAGAUUGUCCCUUCUGUUGCAAUUGGUUUCACAGCAUAUGAUGCGAUGAAAGUUUGGCUCCACAUUACGCCCCAACAGAAGUCCCAACGAAUAACUGCUGCAUAAUCAUAGACUCAGAAUCUGUAACAUAUAAACUUCAAAUAUGGCAUCAAGCCAUCAAUUGAGCUAAUCAAAUGUUCCGUCUCUCAAUUACAAGAGAUUAUUGAUUUUACGC
Molecule: messenger RNA, 1735 nt
Organism: Argentina anserina (silverweed cinquefoil)
Lineage: Eukaryota; Viridiplantae; Streptophyta; Magnoliopsida; Rosales; Rosaceae
Product: mitochondrial carrier protein CoAc1
Exons: 7
Coding region: 598-1626 (342 amino acids)
Biological process (GO): mitochondrial coenzyme A transmembrane transport
Cellular component (GO): mitochondrial inner membrane
Molecular function (GO): coenzyme A transmembrane transporter activity
Source: RefSeq, a predicted model, not a curated record